Molecule: messenger RNA, 1009 nt
Organism: Zea mays
Lineage: Eukaryota; Viridiplantae; Streptophyta; Magnoliopsida; Poales; Poaceae
Product: 50S ribosomal protein L6, chloroplastic-like
Exons: 3
Coding region: 159-839 (226 amino acids)
Biological process (GO): translation
Cellular component (GO): ribosome
Molecular function (GO): rRNA binding; structural constituent of ribosome
Source: RefSeq, marked validated
GACUCCUUGAGCCCAGUGCCCAGACGGCUUGCGCUUGGCCUCACCUCCUCUUCUCGUCGAGCGGAUAACAGAACCGAUGUGCAAGCUCCGGCCGGAGCGUCAGGAUAAGAACCGCGCGCCGGCAGGCAGCUGCUCCUGCGACUGCGAGCGCCCGUCCAAUGGCGUCCCUCUCCCCUUCCCUCCACCUCCCUUGCAAUUCAAGAACUGGCUUCCUUGGAAAGACACGUGGGAUUCGUCCUUGUGUUUUCCCUGCUGGAAGAGUUGGAUUUGUCAGAACAGUAGUGGAAUGCAAGGAAUCUAGAAUUGGAAAGCAGCCCAUCGAAGUUCCAUCAAAUGUUACUCUCACAUUAGAAGAGCAGUUUGUCAAAGCUAAGGGUCCGCUGGGGGAGUUAUCUCUGAGCUUUCCAGGUGACUUGAAGAUCGUGAAAGAAGAAUCCGGUAACCUGAGAGUUUAUAAGACUGCAGAGACCAAGAGGGCGAACCAGAUGCACGGACUUUUCAGAACGUUGACAGACAACAUCAUCGUCGGUGUGUCAAAAGGAUUCGACAAGAAGCUUCAGUUAGUAGGUGUCGGGUACCGUGCGGCGGUGGAGGGCAACGAUCUCGUGAUGAACCUGGGAUUCUCCCACCCUGUUCGGAUGGCCAUUCCCGAAGGCCUGGCGGUCAAGGUGGAAGAGAACACAAGGAUCAUCGUGAGCGGCUACGACAAGAGCGCGAUCGGUCAGUUCGCUGCUACCAUAAAGAAGUGGAGGCCACCUGAGCCAUACAAGGGGAAGGGUAUCAGAUACAUGGAUGAAGUUGUCAGAAGGAAGGAAGGAAAAGCUGGGAAGAAGAAAUAGAAGUGUUUGUUUUUUGUUUGUCCUUUCCAUGCUUCAUUUCAUUUUCCCGCUGUAACGGUCCUCGUCUGCUAUGACCGAACCCGAGAAAAAAAGUAUUGUUCUGUGGCUGUGCUGAUCAUGCCAUAUUUAUGUGCACCUUGAGCAUCCCAGUAUCCCACUGUAAUGGUUUC